CAUGGCCUUUAGGCAAUUGCGCCAAAGCUAUAUAGAAAAUUGAACAUCUGUCGAAAACAUUUCAUUCUCGAUGUUUGAUUACUUCUCGCAGCUCAUGAGGACCGAGUAGAGUUCGUGAGUUCUGAGGCUAGUAUUCCACUGACUUCACACUACACUAUGGCAAUGGAAUUAGUGCUGUAUUCCCACCAAAUAUGCAUGGACGGGGGCAAAUUACGCAGCGGAAUCCAGGCUAUACUUAUAUAGUUCGCGCAUCUAGUAAAAAAAUUACGGUCUGGAAGAUGCCACCUCACUCCUGCGAAUCCCUUGCAUGUAGCAGGUUUAUAAUUUAUGCCUUCCUUUAAUAAAUGUUCAAGAACCUGGAGAAAACAUGCAUGCCUUUCGCUAACAACAGUGAUACCAGAAGGUUGUAAAAAGUCAAACAGAGAUUCAAAAAUGUAAUUAAAAUAAUGUGCAAUGUUUUGAAAAUAAGGCCCAGUAGACGAAGUAAUCCUACUGAGUAAUCUGCCAUUAUUUAUGUUCAGUUAAUUGUUUAGAUUAUCUUUAUAUUAAAACAGAGUGCCCGAUUAAAGUUAUCAUUUUCAAAGAGCCUGAAAAAAAAAACUUAUUCGUCUUCAUCGAAGAGAAGCCCGAAAGAUGAGUGGAACAAACUCAACGAAUGACAAUCUUCCUUCGUCAGGAUUUCUCAUUGCAAUGUCAAUAUUCGCCAGUCUGUGCAUUAUUGUUGGCGUGAUCGGAAAUAUUGGUGUAAUAACUUAUAACAUUUUCAUGAACUACUCAAAAACCCCAACAACAUGUUUUGUGGUGAACUUAGCAAUUGCUGAUAUCAUCGUCUGUUUCACGUUGUUUCCUUCGGGGUUAUUUGAAUUCAUAUCGAUAUUGAUGGAUAAAGACAGUGAUCGAAGUUUGAUUUGUAAAGUUAUUGUUACAAGCUCGUCUACCAGUCUCGCACUCUCUAUUGCAGUUAUCUUAGCAAUUACCGUUGAUAAAUGUAUUUUCAUCUCAAAACCGUUGAAAUACCCCAUGAUAAUGACUUGGACGAAAACUUAUAUUUUGAUUGCAGCAAUUUUCGCGGUAGCUUUGAUAAAUGCUAGUCUUAUCUUCGCUUACACAGACAACACCGGGAAUACUAGGCUUUCUUGCGCUAUUGGCAAUUCCACGGUGGAGAACAUCUUUUACAUCCCAAACAUUUUCCUGCCAAGCCUGGGAUUGUGUUACUUUAACUAUAGAAUCUACAAAGUGGCGAAAAACCAGAGAAGAAAAAUAAGAAUCGCAAGUUGUUCAAGUCAGACUCAUGGUAAUCAAAAUGCCGAAGCAGAGGAGACAGCAAAAAAACCUCAGGAGGAACGGCGGGAAAUGCUUCGACAAAUAAGGGUUGUGAAAACAUUUGCUAUCAUAAUUGGCGUGUAUUUCGUCUGCCUGUUUCCAAAGAUCAUAACAUCAAGAUUGAGAAGCCGAGGCGUUCCCAUUUCACGCAGUGUAUCAGUAGCUACAGGGAUGUUGGUAGGGCUGAACUCGGUGGUAAAUCCUUUCGUAUAUGGGAUAAGAAACAAAGAAUAUAGAAUUGCAUAUCGUCAGUUUUUCUCUAGGUUCCUAAGAGGAUGAACUAGCCAACGCAACGCGCGCAGAGUUAAAGACUAAAGGUUUGACAACAUUUACUGGCGACUUCGACGACCCGUGUAAAACAAUAACAAGCGUUUAAGUUUUUAUGCCAAAGCGUAAAAAUGGGCAUUAUUGCGGUUAUUGUCAUCGUCUUUAUUACUUUGUAUGAACAUUGUAAUAUUAGGAUAAGAAGAAACAUUGAUCCAGUCAUUAAUAUCGAGCUUUAAUUAAUGUGAAGUAACAACCGCUGACACCGAGGUACAACACGCCUAAAAACGAUCCUGAUAGAACA
Molecule: messenger RNA, 1891 nt
Organism: Dendronephthya gigantea
Lineage: Eukaryota; Metazoa; Cnidaria; Anthozoa; Malacalcyonacea; Nephtheidae
Product: alpha-1A adrenergic receptor-like
Exons: 1
Coding region: 634-1602 (322 amino acids)
Biological process (GO): G protein-coupled receptor signaling pathway
Cellular component (GO): membrane
Molecular function (GO): trace-amine receptor activity
Source: RefSeq, a predicted model, not a curated record